Molecule: messenger RNA, 951 nt
Organism: Acaromyces ingoldii
Lineage: Eukaryota; Fungi; Basidiomycota; Exobasidiomycetes; Exobasidiales; Cryptobasidiaceae
Exons: 3
Coding region: 1-951 (316 amino acids)
Source: RefSeq, a predicted model, not a curated record
AUGGAAAAGGAGAGCGAGGAAGAGAUACCUACUGGCUCGGGCUUCCUGGGUCGACUGUUACAAAGAGAGAGAGGGAGAAGAGGAGGGACCAACGAGCCAGCAGAUUCAUUCGAGGGUAUCUUCCGAGACUCAGGUGGUGAAGCGAGAUCUGCCGUCGCAGCGUCGACCUUGUCGGCGCCCGCGAUCCUCUCGCUCGACAAGAUCAACGAACGACCAGCGUACGACGCAUCACGCGAGAGUCCUCUUGGCCGUUUGGGCCAUGCCAUUUAUCGAGGACAGGCGGGCGUGGGGAUCUUAAGCGACGAGGAUGACUUCAACAUGAUUGGUGCCGAUGAAUCAGGUCGCUCACUCCUCAUGCUUCGCCACGAUCAUCCUCGCAAAUACAUCGCUGUCGUCGUGGAUGCCGACCAACUCAUCUUUCUCCCUGAUCUGCUUCGCGCAGGAGCCAAGGGAGGCAGGAUGGCAGCUGAAGCUGUGAAAAGAAAUGUGGCCGACGAUGUCGGUGCUCCAGUGGAUGAGAUCGAUGUGCGAAUCGAGCUCUUUGCAAAUAGUGCCGGUCUUAGAGGUUUUCUCAAUGGCACCAAAACGGUAUCCCUGGAAGUCUUCUACGACUUCCUCCUCGGCUUCAUCAACUCAUCGCCCCUCUAUCGCUUCGUCGACACGGGUCGCGCGCUCCAGUCAGCCGACAACAAGGUCCGGGCCGUCUUUGUCGACUAUGUCCUGGAUAACGACUGCGAGCAGGUCUACAUCGGUGGGCUGGGCGACUAUGGCUAUCGCGCCGAACUCGACAGUCUGAGAAGGCUCAAAUUGCUCCACCGCGUGAGCCUCUUGGGCAUCCCAGACUACACCCGCGUCAGCCGCUUCUACAGGGACUACGCUCAACGCAAAGUCUCUUGGGCGGGCGACGUUUUCAUCCUGAAUCAACAGGUUCGUGAAAAGGCCGGCAUAUAG